AUGAUUGAUUUGAAAAGAGGUGAACCAGAUAAAUCGCUCAUUCCUUUCGAUAUUAUUGAAAAAGCAACAAUUGAAUCUUUAAAAGAAAGAAAACCAGAAAUGUAUAUUUAUGGUGGGGAUCACAUUAGAUUUCGUGGACAUGUUUUGGAAUUUAUUAAAAAAAAUUAUUCUUUUCCUAAUGAAACGUCGUUAUCCACAUCAAAUAUAUUCAUAACAAAUGGAAUAUCGUCAUGUUUAGACCAAUUGUGUGUAAUGUACACAAAACCGGAUGAUACAAUCAUUGUUGAAAUGCCAACCUAUUUAUAUGCACUGAAUAUAUUUAAGGAUCAUCAUUUAAACAUUGUAACAUGUGAAACUGAUUCGAAUGGUUUAAUAAUUGACGAAGAUUUCAUAGCACGUACAAAACCAAAAUUGAUUUAUAUUAUUCCUACAUUUCAAAAUCCAUCCGGUUUUUUAAUGGAUAACGAAAGGCGAAAUCAUCUCGUUGAAUUAAGUAUGAAAUAUAAAUUUCUUAUUUUAUCUGACGAAGUGUACCAUUUGUUAAACUAUGGUGAUUCGCAUCCUUAUUCAUUCAUGAUUUAUCACAAUGUUGAGACAGUUAUUACUCUGAAUAGUUUUUCCAAAAUUAUCACGCCCGGCAUUCGUUUAGGCUGGACAGUAGCCUCUGAAUUGAAAAUAAAGGCAAUAUCUUCAUUCGGAUUGAUGCAAAGUUCAGGUGGUGCUAAUCCAUUCUCAUCUGCUAUAGUUGAUAAAAUACUUGUAAAUGAUUGGUUACAAACAUAUAUUCGUGAUACGCUUUGUAUCGAAUAUUCAAAACGUAUGAUAUGUCUUUACAAUGAACUCAACGAAAAAUUCGGUGAAAAUAUUCGAAAAGAUCCUUGUCCAACAGGUGGCUAUUUUUUGUGGCUUAGAUUCAAUGACGAAACAAUUGAUUGCGAGGAAUUAUUAACAUAUAGUCAAAAAAUGGGUUUAAAUUUUCACCAUGGUAAAGUCUUUACGUGUGGUAAUGAAAACAAGAAAAAACUUGCAUGUUGUUUAAGACUAAGCAUUGCAAUAGCCACAUGUGAUGACAUUAAAAUAGCGUGUGAGAGACUAAAGUAUGCCUAUGAAGAAUAUAUUAACGAACGAAAAUAA
Molecule: messenger RNA, 1134 nt
Organism: Didymodactylos carnosus
Lineage: Eukaryota; Metazoa; Rotifera; Eurotatoria; Philodinida; Philodinidae
Source: the annotation of a GenBank genome assembly